AUGACGAAACGUAAACAACCGGACGAGAAGGUCUCUACGUCCUGCUCCAAGGCAGUAAGCAACAAUAGUAAACAAAAGAAGAAGGAGAUUUACAAGCAGCAACGUGUGGGUAAUUUCAAGAGUUACUAUACAUAUCGAUUAGGUCAAAAACAUCCGGGUCAAUUAGAAGAUGAUCCACGUCUUGCUGCACUUGACAAGAUCUGGUUUGAAGGCAAACGUGGACUUGAUAUUGGGUGUAAUUCAGGAGAAUUUACGAUUACGAUAGCCAAACAACUGGCACCAAAUUAUCUAUUAGGGAUUGAUGUGGACCCGCAGCUUAUUUCUCAAGCUAGAGGACAUUUGAAGGAUGUUUUAAGACAGGAGACGAUUGAGACGGCUUUUCGUAAGAUUCCAGCCGUGAAAUUGACUGAAGAUAAAGGUGUUGAAGCUCGUGUGGAGGCUUGUAGAGAAGGUGUAAGCGAGUUUUCGGAGGUCAAGCAAAAGACUGCGAACGAAACAAGCACGAAGACAAGUGAUGGAGACGCGUUUGCCAAGGACAUGCCACUUUCUUUUCGUCUUUGGAAGCCAUCGAUGCAAGGUCAUGACAUUGUCCCUCGAGCCAUUGGUAAGGCUGCCGUUGGCUCUAAGUUCCCAUUGAACGUAGUCUUUAAGCGUGAAGAUAUCGUGUCGGACGUGCAUGCUGGCAAAGAUUAUGACUUUAUCACGUGCUUUAGUGUGACAAAAUGGAUUCACCUUUUCCAUGGCGAUGACGGCAUCAAGAAGGUGUUUGCUAAGAUUUACGACCUGCUGCUGCCUGGUGGCCGUUUCAUUGUCGAGCCGCAGCCAUGGAAAUCAUACCAUAAACGGAAGUUUACGUCCGAAGUCACUGCUGUAAACUACGCCAAGAUCCAGCUACGACCGAAAGACUUUCCAGAACAUCUUGUAAACGCCGUUGGUUUUCGUCGCUGCGAGUUUUUAGAAGUAUGUCAGACAUCUUCGAAAGGUUUUCGUCGGCCAGUUUACGUUGCUCAGAAAUAA
Molecule: messenger RNA, 1017 nt
Organism: Peronospora belbahrii
Lineage: Eukaryota; Oomycota; Peronosporomycetes; Peronosporales; Peronosporaceae
Source: the annotation of a GenBank genome assembly